Messenger RNA from Papaver somniferum (opium poppy), 768 nucleotides. RefSeq names its product F-box/kelch-repeat protein At3g06240-like. NCBI's taxonomy places the organism in Eukaryota, Viridiplantae, Streptophyta, Magnoliopsida, Ranunculales, Papaveraceae. The coding region runs from base 1 to 768 and encodes 255 amino acids. The transcript has a single exon. The record is from RefSeq and is a predicted model, not a curated record.
AUGGUCUGGUUUGCCUGCUACUAUGAUUAUUCUGUUGGGGAAUCCUUCUGUCUUUGGAACCCAGCCACCAAAGAAUACAAGGAAUUACCCAAACCACCAGAUGUAGAUGACACAUUUGGAAUUUGGGUAAGUGGUUUUGCUUAUGAUAAAAAUAGGGGAGACUACAAUGUGAUUAACUGUUAUGACAGUAUAGUCCAAGUCUAUUCAUUAGAAUUAAAUUCAUGGAAAAUCAUUGAGAUCAGCGUGUCUCUCACGCCUCAAAGGACAUUUGGUAGCCUAGAAGCGGGGGUAUUUUUUAAUGAAGAUUUUCAUUGGAUACACGGUGACAAAGUUGUAGUCUCACUGGAUUUAAUCAAUGAAAGAAUCAAUGAAAUACAACUACCAAGACGAUUUUCGAAUUUGGAUUUUGAUUUAUAUCUGAUGUUGGCGGUGUUGGAAGGGUGCCUUUGUUUGCUUAAAAGUCAUCUUCUUAGUGUUGGUGUUGAAGUAUGGGUAAUGCAGGAUUACGGAGUUCAAAAAACUUGGACCAAAAGUUUUAUCAUAAACAAUGAGAGUAACGGUUUUAUGAGGCGUGUGUGGUCUUCUAAGAAGGGUGAGAUUCUUAUUGAGGUAGAUGGUGAUCAAGUUUUAUAUAACCAUAAGUUUGGAACUGUGAGAAAACAAAAUAAUCAAAGUUUAAUAGGCACUAGAACAAGAGGAGAGAAUUAUUUUGAAAGCUUAGUUUCGCUCAAUGCAGGUACUUACGUGCAGGAGAAGAAGCACGAAUAG